AUGGCCGAGUAUCUCAAUGUCAGCUCCAUAAAGAGUGCUGCAGAAUUGCUCAAUUCAACUCUUGUUGCGAAAGGAUUUGUCACUGAGGAGCUAAUGUUCCCCACAAUAAACUGGGAACAAUUGACGCUGGAUCAGCCUGAAAAGGAGAAAUUGGCCAAUUUAUCGGUCAAACCAAUCCUAUACAACAACGACAAAAAUGUCAUAAAUCUUUUGUACUCAUUGACGCAGUCUCUAGAUAGAUAUACUCUCCAACAUCGUCAAUUAAGGGAUACGAUAGAUCAACGAGAUAAAUCUCUCGAGCAGAUGAAACAAAAAAUUGCUCAUCUCGAAACUUUGGUGCAAACAAGUGAAUAUAAAUUGAACAGAAAGGUGCACGUUGAUCAGGUAACUCUAGAAGCUAGAAGUAAAAGAUUGGCUCGCGAGAAUCGGGCACAGCUGUACGAAAUAACACGGCUAAAGAGCUGGAAUAGCGAUUUGCAGGCCAAAUUCGAUGUGGAACUCCGUAAGAAAUCUUUCGAAAUCUCAUUGUUGAAGGACAAGCUCCUCGAUACCAGAAAUCUAUCGACCACAAUUACUUACGGGAAACCUUUUCAUGGCAUUCGAGAACCUGCGGGCGGGGCUCCUAAUGUAAACACAAAUUUGAUAUAUGACAACAAACCGAUUAUUAUCUCGGAGACACAGCUGGAGUUGAGUCCGGAUAGGUCUUUGGAAGGAGUACUUCAGGAAGAGAAAGAAAACAUGGCAGCACAACUAUCUGAAUUAGUAGAGAGUCUUGUCCGCGAAAACGGAAAGUUUGUAUUGUUUUGUCGCGAAUUGACCAAAUACUUCAGCACGCUUAAUAAUGACUUGGCGGAUCUGGCAGUGAAGAAUAUCUUCUCGAACAGCAUUCCCGACCCGCUGAAAAUAAUGGACAUGAGCAAAGUCUCUGAGGGAAUGGUGAGUGAGGUCGAUCCAUUUGAGACUGUUACUGCACCGCUUCUUGCCCGCAUGUAUGAGAACUACGAGAACAUCCUAACGAUAGUUAGCAUAUUAGAGAAUCCUCUUGCGAAACCGAAGUCCGCACUUUUUGAUGAGGAUAGAGAUGAGUUGGAUCGCCUUCGAACAGAAAACAUCAAUCUAAGAGAUAAUUUGAAGGAGGCAAUGCGUACCUUGGACGAUUGGAAAGACUACAAAUUGAAUCGACAAAAAUAG
Molecule: messenger RNA, 1191 nt
Organism: Australozyma saopauloensis
Lineage: Eukaryota; Fungi; Ascomycota; Pichiomycetes; Serinales; Metschnikowiaceae
Exons: 1
Coding region: 1-1191 (396 amino acids)
Source: RefSeq, a predicted model, not a curated record